Molecule: messenger RNA, 1099 nt
Organism: Medioppia subpectinata
Lineage: Eukaryota; Metazoa; Arthropoda; Arachnida; Sarcoptiformes; Oppiidae
Source: the annotation of a GenBank genome assembly
CUCAUCAAAAACAAUGUCUAAAUCAAUCAUAUGCUUAGCGUUCAUAGCGGUGGCCAUAGUCGGUGUGUUGGCCAGGGAUGACGGUCUGGUGCGGACACCACCGAUGGGUUGGCUGUCGUGGGCUCGUUAUAAAUGCGAGACCGACUGCAAGAAAUACCCGAAAGCGUGUAUUAAUGAGAACUUAUACAAAGAACAGGCGGACAGAAUGGUUAGCGACGGGUAUAAAGAGUUGGGCUAUAAUUAUGUCAAUAUCGACGACUGUUGGAGCGAAAUGGAAAGGGAUGCUCAGCAACGACUGGUGCCACACAAACAGCGCUUUCCCAACGGUAUCAAAGCGUUGGCCGACUACAUGCACUCCAAGGGACUCAAACUGGGUAUCUAUGGCGAUGUCGGGCCAAAGACUUGCGCCGGAUAUCCGGCACAGAACGGGAAGAAUGGAUCCAAUUAUUUCUCGAUCGACGCCAAGACGUUUGCCGAGUGGGGCGUUGACUCGUUUAAGUUUGACGGCUGUAAUGAAGAUCCGCAUCAUUUCGACGACUUGUACCCCAAAAUGGGUAAAGCGCUCAACGAAUCCGGUCGCCCAAUAGUGUACAUAUGCGAGUGGCCAUUAUACCAAUUGCACAAGGGCAUUAAGCCUAACUACACAUCGAUCGCCAACACGUGUCACGUGUAUAGAAAUCACGGGGACAUUGGCGACAGUUGGGCCUCCAUCUCAUCCAUCAUUAAAUUUUACGGCGAAAACAACGCAGAAUUCAUUGCACACAACGGACCAGGACACUUCAACGACCCAGACAUGUUAAUGGUGGGUGACUUUGGUCUGUCCCACGAGCAGAGCCGCACUCAUAUGGCAAUGUGGGCCAUGUUUUCGGCACCGCUUUAUAUGUCCAACGAUUUGAGAAGUAUUUCCGCCGACGACAAGAAAAUAGUGCAAAAUAAGGCCAUUAUUGCCGUAAAUCAGGACAAACACGCAAUUAUGGCUAAACGAGUGUUUGUCGAUAAACACAGACAGGCGUGGGUUAAACAGGUUGAGCCCAAAGUGAAGGACCAGUGGUCGCAUGUCGUCGUUUAUAUCGAUGAGAGCGGUAUUGGAGAUCGUUAU